Lottia gigantea (owl limpet) is the source of this 732-nucleotide messenger RNA. RefSeq lists its product as hypothetical. NCBI's taxonomy places the organism in Eukaryota, Metazoa, Mollusca, Gastropoda, Lottiidae. The transcript has 2 exons. The coding region runs from base 1 to 732 and encodes 243 amino acids. The record is from RefSeq and is a predicted model, not a curated record.
AUGUCAGCCCUCAGAGAAAUUCGCCAUCUCAUGAAAAAUUUAGACAGUAUCAGUCAGGGUCAAGCCAAAUUGGUCAAAUUUGAACAUCCUAAAAGUACAAUAGACAUAUAUUUGGAACUGUCUCCAACAGAUGGAUUUUAUAAAGGAGGAACGUUUCUAUUUAUAAUUCAAAUACACCAUAACUUUUGGAUAGCAGACGCAGAAGCAAUAACUUGCAUGACACCAAUUUACCAUCCAAACAUUGACACUUCCAGCAUUAUAUAUGGUCAGAACAAUGUGUGUUUUAACUUAGCCGACGAAGGACGUGAACAACUGGGUUUAAUUGGUAUAGUGGCAGCUCUUUUGUACCUCUUAUAUAAUCCUGAUCUCGACGAUCCUUUGAAUGAGAGCUUUGGUACUCCUACGCUGGAGGAGUUUAAAACCAAGGUGAAGGCUUAUAUGAAUGGCGUGAAUUUGGAGGGGGUUAACACAGCGACAGUUCAGGAAAAUAUGGACGAAUAUAAAAAACAACAAAAAGAAGAGUACCACGAUCCCCAAUUAGACGAGGAAGUCAGGCGGCAAGAAGAAGCCAUGGACACGGAUGGUGAGAACAGUGAAUCGUUCAGACCAUUGGAGAACUCCGAAGCAAUGCAACUGUAUUCGCUCAUACAACAUCAAAAUAAUGUAUUCCAAUCAGACGAUGCAGGUGCAUCCGACUGUCCUAGCGUUCCAGAAUUUCCGGGAAGAAUUUAA